Ostreobium quekettii is the source of this 2442-nucleotide messenger RNA. The record is from the annotation of a GenBank genome assembly. Lineage: Eukaryota; Viridiplantae; Chlorophyta; Ulvophyceae; Bryopsidales; Ostreobiaceae.
AUGUGGAUGGGCCACUUCAAGCGCUGGAACCGCCGCUUCUUCAGCCUGGACACGCCGGGCGCCCUGACCUACUCCAAGGCGCCGGAUGCCAUCGGCCGCCAGCGCAGGACGAUCACGCUCGCGGGCGCCGACGUGGUGAUGGCCAAGGGCAACGCGCGGCAGUUCUGCGUGGUCACGCGCGGUGGGGGGAUGGUCUACCUGCGCGCCAUGGCGCGCGGGGACAGGGAGCUGUGGGUGACGUCUUUGAGGAAAUCCGUGGAGGACUUCGGCGUCAUGUUGGGCAGGGUGGCCGAGGCCGCCGCCGGGCCGGGGCUGCCGGGAUCGGGCAUCCACAGGCGUUCGUUUUCGAUGGAGCUGGCGGCCGAUGUUGACCCCCAGCAGGCCAGGAUCCAACGGGAGCUGAAUUCGCGGCUGAGGGGCAGGAUGGCUCGGCUCUCGCCGGUCGAGGCGGAGGUCAGGCGGCGGCUGGCGGUGACGGGGAGGGGGUCGGGGGGGGAGGGUGGAGGUAGAGAGGAGGGGGGGAAAAGCGGGGCAGACGGGCAUGGACUUGUUUAUUGGGGCCAGAAUGGUAACUUGGGCCAGGGCGUGGGUGAGGAGAGGUCUCGGGCCGGUUUUUGGACCCUCGGCGGGAGGAAGGGCCAAGGCCAGGGGGAGGCGGGGAUCGCCGGGCGGCCUUCGGCGGAGUCUGAGGAGAGGGACUGGGAUGGGGUGGAUGUUCUGGGAGGGCUGGACGCACUGAUGGGCGAAGUGCGGCGCAUAGUGGCCGACGAGCUGCUGCGGGUGCUGGAGCUGCAGGUGGAGAACGCGGCGCUGCAAAGGCGGCUGAGGCUGGCCCGCGAGGCCGGGGGGCAGGGGGCGGAGUCGACAGUGGGGGUGGGGUCCGGGAAUGGGGAUUGUGAGGGGGGAACUGACAGCGACGGGAGCGGAGCUGGGCUGGGGGGGCUGGCCUGCUCCUCGGAGUGUUACUCCACGGCGGGGUCGUGCUGGUCGGACGGCUGUGCGUCUGAAGGGGGGGGGGGCGGCAUCGGGGGCCCGCCCUCGCCGGGAGGAGUCAUGCCAGACGAGCUGAUCAAAGCGCUGGAGGUGGUGCGGGAGGUGGAGUAUGCGAUGAAGGCGCCGCCUGCAGUGCUGGUGGUGGGCAAGCUUGGGGAGCCCCCCUCGACGGAGGAAGAGAUGGACGGCCCGGAAGAGCACAAUGAAGAAGACACCGAGGCAGAUGACUCCCCACGUGGCUGGCCCGGCCCGCGCUCCUGCCUGCCGGCGCCCCGGCCCCUGCGCCGCGGCUUCUCCCUGUGGAGCAUCCUCAAGAACGCCAUCGGCUGGGACCUCACACGCAUCACCAUGCCCUCCACCAUCAACGAGCCCCUCUCCGCCCUGCAGCGCCUCGCGGAGGAGCUGGAGUACAGCGCCAUCCUGGACCGCGCCGCGGCAUGCGCCACCGGCGUGGACCGCCUUCUGCACGUCUCCGCCUUCGUCCUGUCCAGCUACAGCUCGAUGCUGCUGCGCGACAGCAAGCCCUUCAACCCCCUGCUGGGAGAGACGUUCGAGUACAGCCGCGGGGGGGUGCGGUUCCUGGCCGAGCAGGUCAGCCACCACCCCCCCGUGUCGUGUUUCUGGGCGCGAGGGGGUGACCCCAACGGGGGCAGUGAGGAGGGAUUUGAGCUCCAUGGCGAGCUGGAGCUCCGCAGCAAAUUUUGGGGCAAGAGCGUGGCGGUGAUGUCCGCUGGGCGGCUGCAGCUGAGGCUGUGCGGCAGCGGGGACGAAUUCGUGUGGGACAAGGCCGCCGUGUCGAUCAACAACAUCAUCCUGGGCAAGCUGUGGCUGGACGUGCACGGCGACGUGUGCGUGGAGAACCGCGCGACGGGCGAGUCGGCCAGAUUGCACCUGCCGCGGUGUCGCGGAUCCCUGGCCGAGCGCGGCAGGGUGCAGGGCUUCGUGCACGACGCGCGCGGGGAGAAGGUGUACCGUAUCUACGGAAGCUUCAUGGGGUCGGUGAUGGCCGAGCGGGUGGGGGCCGGGGAUGGGGACAUCCGCGAGGCCAUCGAGCUGUUCAGGAGGGCGGCCCCGCCAGAUGAGGGCGGGGCGCAGUACUACAUGACCGGCCUGGCGAUCACGCUCAACGAUCCGAGGGAGAUGGCGCCCGGCGAGGUGCCGCGCACGGACUCCCGGCUGCGGCCGGACGUGCGGGCGCUGGAGAACGGGGACCCCGACCUGGCGACAUCGGAGAAGCUGCGGCUGGAGGAGAAGCAGAGAGCGGCGCGCAAGGCGAGGAAGGAGGCGGGGAUCGGACACGUGCCCGCGUGGUUCCGGAGGCGGGAGGGGAGCGGCGCGGAGCUGGUACGCGGCGUGGGGCACAGUGGGCCGCCGGUGUGGGAGUUCAACGGGGGAUACUGGGAGCGCAAGCAGGACAGGGAGUGGCCGGAGUGUCCGGAUAUAUACUGA